UUGGGGCAGGCGGGCCCCUGGCCUCUGGCUGCUUCUCGGCGCCCAGCUCCGUUGUCUCCCUCCCCAGUUGACGUCCGGAUGAAACACCCUCACUACCAGUACAUCUCCGCCUCCGAGUGGCCCCUCAUGGCGUUCUACAUGGCCAUGUGCAUCGUAUACGUGUUCUACGGGGUGCUGUGGUUGGGGCUGCUGGCCUGCUACUGGCGGGACAUCCUGCGUAUCCAGUUCUGGAUCGGGGGCGUCAUCCUGCUGGGCAUGCUGGAGAAGGCCGUCUUCUACGCCGAGUUCCAGAGCCUCCAGAGCCAGGGGGUGUCUGUCCAAGGGGCCGUGAUCUUCGCCGAAGUGCUGUGCGCCGUGAAGCGCAUGCUGGCCCGAGUGCUGGUCAUCAUCGCCAGCCUGGGGUACGGCAUUGUCAAGCCGCGGCUGGGUGCCCUGCUGAACCGGGUGGUGGGCGUGGGCCUGAUGUACCUGCUCUUCUCCAUCAUUGAGGGCGUCCUGCGGGUGAAAUCGGCUCAGGAUGACCUGGUGUUGCUGGCUGCCAUCCCCCUGGCUAUGCUGGACUCUGCCCUCUGCUGGUGGAUCCUCAUCAGCCUGGUGCAAACCAUGAAGCUCUUGAAGCUACGGCGCAACACGGUGAAGCUGUCCCUGUACCGCCACUUCACCAACACCCUCAUCUUCGCCGUGAUCGCCUCCGUCAUCUUCAUCAUCUGGACCACCAAGACCUUCCGGCUCACCAAGUGCCAGUCGGACUGGCGGGAGCUGUGGAUUGACGACGCCUUCUGGAGGUUCCUCUUCUCCAUCAUCCUGCUGGUGAUCAUGUUCCUGUGGAGGCCCUCGGCCAACAACCAAAGAUACGCGUUUGUGCCGCUGGUGGAUGAAGGGAGCGAGGAAGAGGACGAGGACGAGGAACAUAUGGUGAAUGAGGCCUUUGAAGGGAUGAAGAUGAGGGGUGCAAAAAAUGAAGCCAAUGGGAUCCUCAAAGGCAGCCGAGUGGAUGAAGAUUUGAAAUGGGUGGAGGAAAACAUCCCCUCGUCUAUGGCUGACGUGGUGCUACCCCCUCUGCUGGACUCCGAUGAGGAAAUAGUGACCACGAAAUUUGAAAUGUCCAAGAUGGAGUGAGAGAGGAAUCCGCCCUGUCGCGCUGCAGGAUACGCCCAGCUUCCCUCCGUGGCCCGUCGGGGAAGGAGAGUUGCUGGUGGUUUUUCUUUUAAUAUAUAUAUUUGUAUAUGGUUAAAAGAUUAUUUUAUUACCUUUAAGUUUCUAAUUCUCGGGCUUUAACGGACUGGGGAGCUCUCCCCUGCUAGCGGCCCCAGGAGAGCGCCCCCGUCUGGGGAGGAAGACCAGAAUGCACCUCGACCCGGAUCAGUUUCUUUCUCGGACUGGAUUAGGAAGGAAACUGCUUUAAGCUGCUCCGGGCCUCUGUCCCACUGGGGAGCGGCGCUGGCUGGACACGUGCAAGUGGUUUUCUAAUGGGUCGGGGGGAUUGGGGAAUGACAGGCAGACACGUAUUGGGCUCACCUGUUAUGGGGUUCUUGUGGGGGUGCCCGUCUUUCAGGGGUGGUGUCUGGAGGAGGCGAGGGGGGUCGAUCUAAGUGGGAUGGGGUGCUUUUAUAUGGGAAGGCAGGCCGGGAGCUUUGUUUGGGAGCUGGGCGUGUAAGGGAAGGCGGGAGGCAUUCUGGGUGCAGGUGGCAGUGAUGGGUGGCUGGCAGUGACAGGGGCAGGAAUGGGGUAGGGAGAACGUCUGGCUCUUCUGGGGCCCCUCGCAUUCUGCUGCCAAGACCGGGACACUUCCUCUUUCCAGCCCAGAGAGCCUGAGGGAAUCCAUGUGCCAUGUGCAUCCACCACCAGGCGCUGGGGAGGGGACCCCGCCACACUGCUGUGUAUGCUGGGAUCCCGCUCGGCGGCAACUCUGGAUGUGGGAUUCUCCGGGUGGCUGCACCGGGCAUCCCAGCUGCUGCCAGGGACAGUGCCUGGCACAGCGCGUCCUCCCUGAGCCUCUUCGACUCCAGCGGGGGCCACUCAGGGUUUUCUCCCCCAGCUGGGCACCCGCUGAGGCGGAUGGAGUGCCAGGACUUGCCCGUGCCGGUGCCCUCUUCUCCGACGUCGCUCCUGGCUGGCACAGCGGUCGCACCAAGAGACCUGUCCAAGAUCCGCUGAUGCCCCUGCAUCCAGAGAGAAGAGACACCUGGUCCGUGCCAUGGCCCCCCAUUCUGGAACUGACAAGGGUCACUAGUUGGUGCCCUUUGCCAGGGCGAACACGGGCCUGGUGCUUGCUUCAGACUGCGCCCGGCUGCAAACUGGACCUGGCUCGGACUGGGAGGAGGAGGAGGAGGAAGAGCACCAGUAACGACCAGGGACCCGGAGCCCCCGCGCGGCCCUGCCUGCAGAGCCCACCCCGUUCCUGGCGUCGCUGGGCCGCCUGCUUCUCUCGCCCGGCUACGCAGCUGUUUGGUGACUGUCGCGCUGACGAGCCAGCGAGCUGGAAAAUCGAUCACCUGCUGCUUCGCCCUCCGCCGGCAGGAGCGGGGCUGUGAUUGGCCGUGUCUAAUCUUGCGGACAGACCCCCCCCCCCCCCCCCCCCCAAACUCCCCCCCCCCCCCGCCUGAGCCAACAGGAUAUUAACUACACUACACAGCUCGGCCCUGGAGCCCAACCAAACCUGCCCCGUCCCUGUGCCCCUAGAGGGCCCCCGCAGAACUGAGGGCGGCCCGUGGACCCACGUGAGUGGCAGCCAGCCGGGGGCUGCCCGCCGGACUUCUGGGCACGGUUGAGCAGCCCCCUCUUGCAGUCUGGCUUCCCCCAGCAAAGGGCGGGAGUGGUAGAGCCAGGUCCCUCCCCAGUCUGUCGGGAUGGGGUGACUCCUCUGUGAGGCUUUAGAAAUUGACACUGAUGGCCUAGCGCAUCCUCUCCUAUAACCCCCACACACACUCCAUUAGCCUGGCAUGUCGUCUCCCUAUAGCUCCACCAUCUCCUUGCCCUAUAUCCCCAGAACCCUUCCCUAUUGAAAUUCAAUGAGCCUCUGCAUCCCCCAUGCCAGCCUGCGCCCCCCCGGAUGCCAGCUUGACCUAUUUUAAGGGCUGCCCAUCCCACUCCGCCUCCCCUGCCCGUUCCCCACGUGCUUGACAUCUUCCGCAGCGGCACCUUCUCCUCCGCUUUGUGUUUACGUUGCUGUCACCUGCCUGGAGCCAGAUCUGUCCCCUCCGGAAGAUCUUCCUUUUCCUGUCUCCCCGUUUCCUUCCAGCUCUGGCUGCACCAGGAGGGUCCCAUGCCCGCUGACUUCAAUUUUAAACUGUGAAAUGCUUUACAGGCUGUCGGGCGGGGUGAAUUCUGCCCCCAUCACUGGCCAUUUUUUUGGUUGGGGGAGCUCGAUUUUGGGGAGCGCGGUGUAUUGCUUUGCUUGGCCGGGGGGGGGGACUCUGUUUGUGUUACAUCCACUAAUGGUAAAAAGAAGUCACGAUUCGAAA
Trachemys scripta elegans is the source of this 3464-nucleotide messenger RNA. Its product is annotated as transmembrane protein 87A-like. The record is from RefSeq and is a predicted model, not a curated record. Gene Ontology annotation, cellular component: membrane; Golgi apparatus. The transcript is spliced from 13 exons. NCBI's taxonomy places the organism in Eukaryota, Metazoa, Chordata, Testudines, Emydidae. Bases 79 to 1119 code for a protein of 346 amino acids. Gene Ontology annotation, biological process: retrograde transport, endosome to Golgi.